CAGAGGGACAGACAGGCUGUGAACGGUGCAAGGAAAGGAGAAAGAGAGAGACAGAGAAGAGUGCUGUGAGGAGAAGAGUGCAAGACACAGUGACUGGAGUCUAGUGGACACUCUGCCAACAGGUCAUCUGAAGCUGUUGCAUGCUGCACCCUGCAGGACCCUGACAGACAGACCCAGCUCAGAGCAGGUACAGCCGUUUGAAGUCUGAGACAUUCAGAUUUGAAUGCGGUAGAGGUUUAGUCGUUUCCUAGUGAAUUUACAGCAGUUAUUCUCCAAAUCAUGAUAAAAAAGGAGUUCCUUUAAAGACUUGCCUGAGGAUCUGACAGAGACUAUCACAGAGAGAAGACUAACAGAGCCAGGAUUACAUUGUUGCACAUCGACUCUCUCCUCAUCCUCUGUAGGAAUGGGCUGGUUAGAAGACCCGAACUGGCAGCUUCACAUAUCCCUGAUAAUGCUGCUAUCACUGCAUACCAGAGCAAAUCUUCGAGAUAACAUGUUGCUAAGGAGUUCCGCUAAACUGAACGUGGACAGCAGGAAAGAAGAUACAGAGAGCACAGCACCUGCCCCACCACCGAAGCUGCUGUCAUGCUACUGUCACCACCACUGCCCAGAAGACUCCUUCAACAAUACCUGCUGGACGGAUGGUUACUGCUUCACAAUUAUAGAAGAAGAUGAAUCUGGACUUCCUCUGGUCACAUCUGGUUGCUUGGGUUUAGAGGGCUCAGACUUUCAGUGUCGGGACACACCAAUACCACAUCAAAGAAGAUCUAUAGAAUGCUGCACUGAUGAAGACUUCUGCAAUCGAGAUCUUCACCCCACAUUGCCCCCUCUGAAAAACAAAGACUUUGUUGAUGGAAGCAUUCACUAUAUGGCCUUAUUAAUCUCGGUGACCAUCUGCAGCAUUAUUCUGGCUGUAAUUCUAAUAUUCUGCUACUUCAGGUAUAAAAGACAAGAAAAUAGACCACGUUAUAGCAUUGGAUUAGAGCAAGAUGAGACAUACAUUCCUUCUGGAGAAUCACUGAAAGACCUCAUUGAACAGUCUCAAAGCUCAGGAAGUGGUUCAGGGCUCCCUCUGCUGGUUCAAAGGACAAUAGCCAAACAAAUUCAAAUGGUUAAACAGAUUGGCAAAGGUCGCUAUGGAGAGGUUUGGAUGGGCAGAUGGCGAGGAGAAAAAGUGGCUGUGAAGGUAUUCUUUACUACAGAAGAGGCCAGCUGGUUUCGAGAAACCGAAAUUUAUCAGACUGUGCUCAUGAGACAUGAAAACAUUUUAGGUUUUAUUGCUGCUGACAUUAAAGGGACAGGUUCGUGGACCCAGCUGUAUCUAAUCACAGACUAUCAUGAAAAUGGAUCGCUCUAUGAUUAUUUGAAAUCAACUACGCUUGACACAAAAGCUAUGCUGAAACUAGCGUAUUCUUCUGUCAGUGGACUGUGCCACCUACACACCGAAAUAUUUGGGACAAAGGGCAAGCCUGCUAUAGCACACCGGGACCUUAAAAGCAAAAAUAUAUUGGUGAAGAAAAAUGGAACAUGCUGUAUUGCAGAUCUGGGACUGGCCGUAAAAUUCAUUAGUGAUACCAAUGAGGUGGACAUACCUCCAAACACAAGAGUGGGAACCAAGCGGUAUAUGCCUCCAGAGGUGCUGGAUGAGAGCUUGAAUCGGAACCACUUCCAGUCCUAUAUAAUGGCCGAUAUGUAUAGCUUUGGACUAAUCCUUUGGGAAGUUGCAAGACGAUGUUUAUCAGGAGGUAUUUUGGAAGAAUAUCAGCUACCCUAUCAUGAUGUUGUACCAAGUGACCCAUCCUAUGAAGACAUGAGAGAUAUUGUGUGCAUUAGGAGGUUGCGACCCUCAUUUCCGAACAGAUGGAGCAGUGAUGAGUGUUUGAGACAGAUGGGAAAACUCAUGACAGAAUGCUGGGCUCACAACCCUGCCUCUCGCCUUACAGCACUAAGAGUGAAGAAGACAUUAGCCAAAAUGUCAGAGUCGCAAGACAUCAAGCUUUGAUUUAACAUGGUCGCUUCUUUCAGUUUAAACUUGUGGAAAUGGACUUCUCUCUUUUUUUUUUUCUUUUUUUUUUUCGUUGACUGAAAAUGCUGAAAACAGAAAAAUAAUUUUAUACAUUGAACAUCUGUGUUUACCUUGAAUACCACAGAGUAAGAACCUGAAUGUCUAGACAGUUGAAUCACCAGUGACUAUCUGGCCAGAAUUGCAGAGACUCUAUCACUCAAGCUGUCGUAUGCAGGAAACUGGAUUUCAAUGACUGGAUAAAAGAAUUAGAAUGUUGCUUUCUGUGAAAGCCAAUAAGUUUUUAAUGUUUGAAACAAAAUACAGAUUUCUUUAAUCUUGUGAUAAU
Molecule: messenger RNA, 2351 nt
Organism: Pelobates fuscus (common spadefoot toad)
Lineage: Eukaryota; Metazoa; Chordata; Amphibia; Anura; Pelobatidae
Gene: BMPR1B
Product: bone morphogenetic protein receptor type 1B
Exons: 14
Coding region: 404-2002 (532 amino acids)
Biological process (GO): cellular response to growth factor stimulus; protein phosphorylation; dorsal/ventral pattern formation
Cellular component (GO): plasma membrane; signaling receptor complex
Molecular function (GO): SMAD binding; ATP binding; transforming growth factor beta receptor activity, type I
Source: RefSeq, a predicted model, not a curated record